Molecule: messenger RNA, 1738 nt
Organism: Exophiala viscosa
Lineage: Eukaryota; Fungi; Ascomycota; Eurotiomycetes; Chaetothyriales; Herpotrichiellaceae
Product: putative amidase family protein
Exons: 2
Coding region: 59-1552 (497 amino acids)
Source: RefSeq, a predicted model, not a curated record
ACUUACGUAGUCUAGCUCUGAUCUACCUGAAAAGUGUCACGCGUGGGAGAGAGCCAUCAUGGACAAAUUGUUCAAAGAACUGACUAUCGCUCGAGCACACGACGGCUAUCGCAGCGGCAAAUUCACGGCUCGCGAAGUAGUAGAGUACUACCUGCACCGUAUCGAGCAACUCGACAAAGCUGAAAGCGGCCCUCACCUGAACAGCAUUCUCGGCGUGUCCACCACUGCACUCGAGGAAGCCGAGGCGUUGGAUGCCCACCUCAAGAGCACAUCCGCAUUCAAAGGCUCUCUACACGGCAUCCCGGUCGUCGUCAAGGACCAAGCCGCCACCAAAGGUUUGACAACGACGUAUGGCUCCAUCGUCGCAAAAGACUAUGUCCCCACAGAAGACGCGACACUGGUCGCCAAGCUGAAAGCCGCUGGGGCAAUUGUGCUUGCGAAGACCAGCAUGCCCGACUGGGCGACAUCAUGGCAUUCGACAUCAUCAAUCUCGGAAGUCACCCGCAAUCCAUAUGAUCUGAAACGCGACCCUGGUGGCUCAAGUUCAGGAACCGGUGCGGCAGUGGCAGCUGAUCUGGGCUUGCUCGGUAUUGGCGAAGACACAGGAGGCUCCAUCCGUCUACCGUCUUCGUUCUGUGGCCUCGUCGGCAUCCGCUGCACACCAGGCAUUAUCAGCCGAUACGGUCUCUCACCUCUCCUCGUUCCGCAGGAUACUCCAGGUCCCAUGUGCCGCACAGUUACCGAUGUCGCACUUAUGCUCGACGUUUUAGCCGGUUUCGACGCGCAAGAUCCCUACACAGCGGCAGCAGUCAUCUCCGGAGAACCCGUCGGUGGUAGCUAUGCCGCCAACUUCUCCGUUGACAAGAUCAAGACUGCAAGAAUUGGCGUGCUACGCGAAGCUUUCGGCCCAGACUCAGACCCCGAUUGUCGCGCCACCAACAAUGUCAUCAACAACGCACUCAAGAAAUUGCAAGAAAAUGGGGCAACCCUAGUCGACGUCGAAAUCCCCAACCUCAAGCCUCUCCUGGAAGAGACAUUCACCUACCCACAGCGCUCUCGAUCAGACCUGGACGCAUUCUUCAGUCGACACUCUUACCUCAAGACCAGCACCAAAGAAAUCUAUGGCUCAAAGAGGUACCAUCCAGCACUAGACCUGUUCGAGGAUAUUGCUCUCGGCGAGGGAACGCCCCAGGAUGACCCCAAGUUCACGACGCGGCUCCUCUUGCGAGAAGAAUUGCAGCGCUCAGUCGUCACAGUCAUGGCCAAACAUCAGCUGGAUGCACUAGCGUUCCCCGACUGCCAGAUCCCAGCGCCACUACUCGAAGACGUUCUCAAGCAGCGAUGGCCUGCUGCAGACUUCCCAACGAACACUCUGGUCGCGUCUCAAUCGCUCAUGCCUGCUGUCACCGUACCAGCCGGACUGACCGAGGGCGAUGCAGGUUUACCUGUUGGCUUGGAGUUGCUUGGUCUCCCAUACCGUGAACAGACCUUGCUUGAGCUUGCCUAUGGCGUUGAGCAACUGACUUUGGCCCGGCGGCCGCCUCAACUGUAAAGUCUUGCUGGUACAUAGCUCAAUCCUGUCGUAGACCUAUGAAUGACUUGAUGCAUAUAUCAGCCAGGAGACGAGGUCAGCCCCUAAAACGUAUAACUCAGCGUCAUUCUUCCACAAGUGCAGAGCUCUUGGUAGGAUACAGAACUGAAGCCAGCAGUGUCGUGUCGAAAGUUUUACAUUCGCCAU